Molecule: messenger RNA, 1305 nt
Organism: Octopus bimaculoides (California two-spot octopus)
Lineage: Eukaryota; Metazoa; Mollusca; Cephalopoda; Octopoda; Octopodidae
Molecular function (GO): SH3 domain binding
Source: RefSeq, a predicted model, not a curated record
AGCAGUGAGUGAGUCAUUUAGGUAAUUACAUCAAAUAGAAUAUUGCUGUCAACAUGGCGCCAGUGCUGCGGAAAGCUAGAUAAAGGACUGCACAUCUCGGAGUGUAGUGGUGAAGGAAGGUUUUCUAUUAAUACAUUCGAAUGGUGAUAUUUGCCGAAGGGUAUUUAAAUAGUAAAUAUUUUCGAAUUUUGUGGAAAGGAAAAAUCCUCAUCGAUAAAGACAGCAGCAUUGAGGAAAUAUUUUUGCUAUAUAAAAGAUUCCCAAAAGAAAGAAAGAAAAAAAAUUACAUAUUUAACUGAGAGAGAAAAAUCUUGUUUAAUACAAUAUACACGUUUCUAUUAUAUAUAUAUAUAUAUAUCUCUGUUUAUAUAUAUAGAUCUAUAUAUAUAUAGAUAGAUAUAUAUAUAUACAUAUACACACACACUCACACAUAUACAUACACAUAUUUGUCAGUCAAAAUAUACGUCUAAUAUACAUGAGAUAAUUAUUUCCUCGCUGUUUAUGUUUGUCUAGUGGAAAAAAUAUAGACACUUCACAGAUCCCACAAGCAUGUGUGAAGUACCAAUUGUGACUGCUCGAGCCUCGGUGAUGACCUAUGAUGAGCCCAAUAAGAAAUGGAUCCCUAAAGGGAAAUCGCAGGGCCUUUCCAAAGUUCAAAUCUUCCAUCAUACAUCCAACAACACUUUCCGUGUAGUUGCAAGGAAAGUGCCAGAUCAUGAGGUUGUUAUUAAUUGUGCAAUUUUAAAAGGACUUAAAUACAACAGAGCAACACAAACGUUCCACCAAUGGCGAGACAGUCGAUUAGUCUAUGGGCUUAACUUCACAAGCAAAGAAGAUGCUGAUAGUUUUGCACAGGCAAUGCUCAGUGCGUUAGAAACCCUCGAAUGUAUGUACAGGACCCCACCUCCUGUGGCACCUCCACCUCAGCCACCUCAGCCAUCAUCAAUAUAUCAACACAUUAAUGUCAAUGGACCCAAGGAACCAGAGACAGAUAGAAUACAGCGAGAUGAAAUGAAAAGCCAACAUCAACGUCAGCUGUCUGGUGGAGUUAACAAUAUAGGAAUGAAGGAUCCUUCACCCCAGUCUAUGAUGAUGGCAAAUUCUGGUGGAACUCUUAAUAGGGAACAGGUAUCUUCUUCGUCUCAGCCGCCUGUAGCACCACCGGUGCCCCCUGCACCACCUGGGCCACCUCCAGCAAUGACAGGUCCACCCAAGCCCCCAGCUGCUCCUACUGUGCCAGUAGCACCCCAGCCUCCACCUGUUGGAGCACCACCACCACCCCCUCCCCCACCACCUCUUCCCUGC